This is a messenger RNA of Dermacentor silvarum, 2201 nucleotides long. Its product is annotated as ovochymase-2. Gene Ontology annotation, biological process: proteolysis. The coding region runs from base 670 to 1701 and encodes 343 amino acids. NCBI's taxonomy places the organism in Eukaryota, Metazoa, Arthropoda, Arachnida, Ixodida, Ixodidae. Gene Ontology annotation, molecular function: serine-type endopeptidase activity. The transcript is spliced from 4 exons. The record is from RefSeq and is a predicted model, not a curated record.
UCUAGCAUCAUCCACCGAACUGCACUACUUACAAUUCCCUUGGAGCAGGAACUUUUGCAAAUCCAGACAGACAGAAGUGACAUUAACAAGACUGCGAUGUCGAGUCCCACGCCUAAAUUUCUACAUGCACCGAUCUGGUCUGGCGAUUUCCCCUUUGUGCCAUUUCUGCAACGCAUUAGAAACGAUCGACUAUUACUUACUGGACUGCCGGUGUUUCUCCUCCCUAAGAAAAAGAACAUUGCAAAUUGCAUUGCGACAGCUCGGCCUGCCAUUGAACACUCCGGAACUGCUGUCUUUCGGAGCUUCUGUGCUUGGACACUCACACAGGAAUGUAUGCAUCGCCAUAGACAAAUUCAUUAUUGAAUCAAACCAAUUUCAUUGUUAAGCAUAUUAUUCCAUUUAUCAUUACAUUACUGCCUCUUGUACUAGUAUGUAUAUUUUUUAUAUAUUUAUUGUCCACUGAAUUGUCGUAGAACUAACUCGCUUUAAUAUAUUUACCAAAAUUAGACAUUUGCUAAAUUGAUCCACUUAGCACAUAUAUAAAAUCUGCCCGACUCUUGGCUGAUCCCCGUGAGUGGGUAUGCGCCAAAGAUAAGGGCAUCAUCAUCAUCAUCGCCUCGAGAAGACGGCCGGUCUCGCGAGAGGCUGCCACGGAACAGGACGGAAGCCAUGGCUGCCGACACCACGUCUUUUGUGCUCGGAUUGCUGCUGCUCGCCUCUGGGGUGCCCCGGGGUGGCCAGUGCUGUCGCACGGAGCACUUCCCGAUCCCCAGCCAGUGUGGUUCGGAAGGUGGGAUCCCGCUGGGUGUCGCCCACUCGUUGCCCUGGAUGGUGACGGUGCGCGUAGAGGCAAUGACCGAUGUCCAGGACCCGGAGGACCUGCUGCCUUGCCCCAGCGUAUUCCAGGCCGCCAGGGGAGACUCCAACGGCUCGUCGGACCGCCACCUCCGCGGGGGGCCGGACUCCUUCUUUGGCCACCUGGCGCGAGUGGCCGUCACCCACAAGCUGACCUCGACGUGCGCCGGCGCCGUCGUCACCGCAAGGCACGUUCUGACGGCGGCCCACUGCCUGUUCGCGUCGCGCUACAAGCCGACGUACCGCGUGUACCUGCGCAAUGGCAGCUCGGCCGCCCACGGAGGGCACGCAUCGGCACGUUCUUACGUGAGCGUGCCGGUGUCAGCAGCGCUGUGCCAUCCGGGAUGUCGGUUCCACGGCACCACCCGGGCCGUCAACGACCUCGCCGUGCUCGUGCUCGCCGAGCCCAUUGACAUUCAGGGCGGCGGCGGCGGCGUGAGCGCCCUGUGCCUGCCCUGGCCCGACGUGCCGGUGUACGGCUCAGUUCUGUGGAUGGCACGCCACGAAGGCCGUCCCAAGGGUGGCUCGGCCGGGGGAGGAGCGGGCCGGCUGCCCACCGCCCUGACCAGGGAGUCCGUGCAGCUCGUCAACUGCUCACUGCUCCCGCAGAUGGCCCACGACACCGCUGGAGAGCCCUCGAACGAGCUAUGCGCCGUAAGCAUCGGAGGCCUUCGCGAGGUGGUCGACCCCGGCACCGCGCUCAUGGUGGACACCGUCCAGGGCUGGGUCCUCGUCGGCCUGCUCUCCUGGCUAGACGACGCCCGCGCCGUCUCCAGUGUCGCCGUCUUCACCGAUGUGCGCGCCCUCAUGGCGUGGCUGCUGGAGACGGUCUUUAAGACCUUCUGACGCAAUAUACAGGCUUUUCAGCCUCGCGUGUUUGUUUGCCGAGCAUUGAGCGUGCCGUCAACUCGUGUGUCUCGAGAUUUUCUCAUAUGCCCGGCCACUUCUGGAGUAAUUCAUAGUGGGCGAUCCCGUGCUCAUUUUCAGUACGGCAUCAAGUAUAUUAUGCGCAGCAGAUCCCGUGCUCAUUAUGAGCACGUCUGCAUUCACAGAAAAUAAACGAAAACAUAGAUCGAACGUUUGGCCAGCGAGUUUUGGAGUGCGGGAACCCUCGCUUUCGUUGGCGAGGUGAUUUAUUUCUCUCGAGCGCCGAACGGACGCUGUGAAUAGAUCUGCGUCGACUCGGCACCAAACCGUAACUUCUGAUAGCCGAUACCCGACGCUCAUUAGGCCUAGGGGCAAUGGCUGUGUGACCGUGAAGAAAAUUGCCACUCGCUGGAACGGUAGCGGGCGGCAAACUGUCGUGCACAAAUAGGUCUGUUUGUGCCACUCGCUUGUCCAGUCUU